Messenger RNA from Seriola dumerili (greater amberjack), 1383 nucleotides. It is a transcript of the gene surf6, whose product is annotated as surfeit 6. The record is from RefSeq and is a predicted model, not a curated record. Gene Ontology annotation, cellular component: nucleolus. The coding region runs from base 121 to 1200 and encodes 359 amino acids. The transcript has 4 exons. Lineage: Eukaryota; Metazoa; Chordata; Actinopteri; Carangiformes; Carangidae. Gene Ontology annotation, molecular function: DNA binding; RNA binding. Gene Ontology annotation, biological process: ribosomal large subunit biogenesis; ribosomal small subunit biogenesis.
CCCGCUGUUUUUGACCCACGUGUGUAUAGAAAUGUGUUGAUAUUUUUUGAACAGUAAACUCCUGUCUUCACGUGUGUGUUUUAGCUGGAUUAAAUCCGACAGCUCGGUUCAUUUGUUGACAUGGAUCUCGCCUCCAAGGACUCGUACAUUCAGAAACUCGCAAGUAAAGUGUUUUCUCAACGGGACCAGGAGCCAAAGAAGAGACCGUUUGCCCACUUCAAGGGGAAAAGUGACACCGGUCCCCCAAAGAAGAAGAAAAAGUGUAAAAAGAAACAUUUCAAAGAAAGGGCCACCAAUGAGAAGACACCUAAAGCCCAACAGAAGCCCUCACCCUCUCCAGCAGCACAGAAAACUCCAGUCACAGCAAAACCAAAAGGCUCCAAAGCUGAGAGCGUAAAUGGAUCUGCAACGCCGACACCUAAAGGAGUUAAUGCACAGUCCAACUUCUCAACAGUAGAUAUUCUACGCAAGAGGCUUCAUGAAAAAAUCGAAGAGUCCAGAGGGCAGGGAGCUCCAAAGGAUACAUUAUCAGAAGCAGUCCAGGCCAAGCGAGCAAAACGAAAGCUGGAACGCGAACGCAAGAAGAGGAAGAGGAAAGAGUUUCGGAUGAAGCAGCUAGAAGAAAAAAGUGGUGAGGAGCAGCUGCCGGAGAUAAAACAGGAAGAGCAGGAACAGCCUGCCCCUGCUGAAAACAAAAGAAAUAAAACGGCUAUUAUCUUCAACAAGGUGGAGAUGGUAGAUGAGUGUUAUUUAAAUGAAAUGCAGAAAAAGAAGAACAAGAAACAGGGCAUCAAGGGCCAGUUAACACCGCUGACAGGGAAGAACUACAAGCAGCUGCUCACCCGCGUUGAGGCUCGCAAAGCAAAGCUGGAAGAGCUGAGGGAGAAAGACGAGGGGAAGGCCCGUGAGAUGGAGGAGAAGAUGAAAUGGACCAACCUGCUUUAUAAAGCAGAGGGCAUCAAAAUCAAGGAUGACGAGGACAUGCUGCGUGCCUCGCUGAAGAAGAAGGAGAAGGGCCGCGCUCAGAGGAAGAAGAACUGGGACAAGCGUAGCGAGAACAUCUUAGAGAAAAUGCAGCACCGGCAAGACAAGAGGCGGAAGAACAUCCAGAAACGCAAACAAGUCAAAACAGAGAAGAAGAAGGACAGGGCGCGGAAGAAAGGCAGAGUGCUGCCUGAGGACUUGAAAAAAGCAGUGUAGGAGUCUGUGGUGUUUUAUCAUAAGACAUACACAAAGUCUAAAAAAGUAAAUCAGUAUCUUUUUAUCGUAGUGUGAUUUAUUAAAAGAUAUGAAAGCGCUACAGCUGGUGCACAUAUUGUACCUUCUUUCUUGUCAAGGUAUAAUAUGUGUUAUGAUCAAUAAAAUAUUAUCCUUUGUUGUGAA